AUGGCCACAAUGUUGAAGACCGGAAAAUUAAUCUGUUACACGCUGCCCAAGAACAAAUCGCCUGCACAGCUGAACAGAUACUUUCAAACGCUGCGUAAAUACAAUGUUCCCCUGCAGAGGUGCCUGAACGACGUCUUACGAAGACAGAAUGCCGUCGGUCCGGUCGUGGGUUGUGCUCGGAUGUACGCUGCUCCGUCUGAAAAGAAAGUGUUCCAGAGGGUCAAACCGCAUUGUAACAUCGGCACCAUUGGACACGUAGAUCACGGCAAAACCACACUCACGGCUGCCAUCACUAAAAUUUUAUCAUCAAAAAAAAUGGCUAAGAUGAAACAAUAUGCUGACAUUGAUAACGCACCUGAAGAAAAAGCCCGUGGAAUCACCAUUAACGUUGCUCAUGUUGAGUAUGAAACUGAAGCUAGACAUUAUAGCCACACUGACUGCCCGGGACAUGCUGAUUACAUUAAGAACAUGAUCACUGGAACUAAUCAAAUGGAUGGAGCUAUUUUAGUAGUAGCUGCAACUGAUGGUGCUAUGCCUCAAACCAGAGAACAUUUAUUAUUAGCUAAACAAAUAGGAAUCGGUCAUAUUAUUGUAUUCAUUAAUAAAGUCGAUGCAGCUGAUGCAGAAAUGGUUGAAUUGGUUGAAAUGGAAAUUAGAGAACUGCUAACUGAAAUGGGUUUUGAUGGUGAAAAUUUACCAGUUAUUAAAGGUUCAGCACUAUGUGCCCUUGAAGGAAAAGAACCUGAAAUUGGAGAAAAAGCUAUUGAAGCUCUACUGGCCGAAGUAGAUAACUAUGUUCCACAACCAAUGCGUGAUUUAGAUAAACCCUUCAUGUUGCCAGUAGAACAUGUUUACUCUAUUCCAGGACGUGGCACAGUGGUAACUGGCAGAUUAGAACGUGGCAUAAUUAAAAAAGGAAAUGAAUGUGAAUUUGUUGGUUAUAACAAAGUCAUAAAAUCUACAAUCACUGGAGUUGAAAUGUUCCACAAAAUCCUUGAAGAGGCUCAAGCAGGAGAUCAGCUAGGAGCUUUAAUUAAAGGUACAAAACGAGAUGAUUUGAGACGUGGCAUGGUAUUGGCCAAACCAGGAACAGUCAAAAUGCAAGACUUUGUCUCCACUCAGGUGUAUGUGUUAAACAAAGAUGAAGGUGGAAACGGUAAACCACUUGUACCCUACCAACAAAUGCAAAUGUAUUCAAAGACUUGGGAUUGUGCUUGCCAAUUGAAUAUUGUUGGCAAAGAGAUGGUUAUGCCUGGUGAAGAUUGCUCUGUUGAGUUGAAGUUGAUCAGACCCAUGGUUCUGGAAAAGGGACAACGAUUCACAUUACGUGUGGCUGGUUCUACAGUCGGAACUGGAGUGAUUACUGAUAUUAAGAAAAGAUUAUUGGAUGAAGAAAGGCGAGGAUUGUUGGAAGGUAAAAAAGCACGAGAAAAGAAAAAUGCUGAGUAG
Macrosiphum euphorbiae (potato aphid) is the source of this 1449-nucleotide messenger RNA. Lineage: Eukaryota; Metazoa; Arthropoda; Insecta; Hemiptera; Aphididae. The record is from the annotation of a GenBank genome assembly.